Messenger RNA from Enterobius vermicularis (human pinworm), 1974 nucleotides. NCBI's taxonomy places the organism in Eukaryota, Metazoa, Nematoda, Chromadorea, Rhabditida, Oxyuridae. The record is from the annotation of a GenBank genome assembly.
AUGUCGGAAACAGGCGUGAAAUUUACGAUAGGUGACCCACUCAAGGAUACAGAUGAAUAUUUCGAACCACCUGCUCCUCUGCUUGCAGGGGCACACGUUUCUGGUAUGAAAUCGUAUCAAGAAAUGUACGAAGAAUCUAUUAAUGACAGCGACAAAUUUUGGAAAACUGUUGCUGAACAACUUUAUUUUGAACGAAAGUCUAGCAAGGGUUUGGAAUGGAACUUUGAUCCACGUGAAGGAAAAGUCUUUGUUCGGUUUAUGGAAGGCGCAAAAACAAAUAUUGCUUACAACUGUCUGGAACGUAACAUCAGCCAUGGUUACGGCUCGCAGACGGCUUUUAUUUGGGAAGGUAACGAACCGGGCGACAGUUACUCAAUUACAUUUCAAGAUUUACUAGAUAAAGUUGUUAUAUUCUCGGCUGUACUUAGGAAACAUGGUGUUCGAAAGGGUGAUGUUGUGGCAAUCUACCUGCCGAUGAUCUUGGAACUUCCAAUUGCAAUGUUGGCCUGCGCAAGGAUAGGUGCUGUUCACUCAGUAAUUUUUGCUGGCUAUGGUGCAAACGCUUUAGCAACCCGAGUUUCUCAGGCAAAGGCUUGCUUAAUUGUUACCUGCGAUGUAUAUUUUCGUGGAAGCAAAAUGAUUUCCAGUAAAGCAAUAGUGAAUCAAGCGCUGGAUAUGUUUUCGCCGCAGGUGGUCUAUAAAGCCAACAGAGAUUUUAUUUGGAACGAUGAAAUGAACGAAUGCAGUAAUAUGGAAUCCGCAGUUGAGUGGUGUGAAUCGGAAGACCCACUUUUUGUCUUGUAUACCUCCGGAUCAACUGGAAAGCCAAAAGGUCUUGUGCAUGCUACUGCCGGUUACAUGGUAUAUACGUACGCAACCACCAAAUAUGUGUUUGACGCUCGUAAUGCAGAUGUAUUCUGGUGCACAGCCGACUGCGGGUGGAUAACAGGACAUUCAUUCGUCGUUUAUGGAACCCUGCUAAACGGUAUGACUUCUGUAAUUUUUGAAGGGAUUCCAACGUAUCCAAGUGCGUCCCGUUUAUGGGAAGUUGUCGAAAAAUACAAGGUUAACACCUUAUAUACGUCGCCGACUGUAAUUCGUUUACUAAUGGGUAAAGGUGAAGGGCCGUUACGCCAAAACGACAAGUCCUCACUCCGCAUUCUUGCUUCAGCGGGUGAACCCAUUGAUCCAAAGGCAUGGAAAUGGUUUUACACCGAGGUGGGAGGAAACUGUUGCGCAGUAUUGGACACGUACUGGCAGACAGAAGCCGGAGGACCAAUGAUUACUCCAAUUCCUGGAGCAACGGUUUGCAAACCUGGAAGCGCAACUUUACCGUUUUUUGGAAUAAAAGUGGCUCUGCUUGACAAAAACGGUGUUGAGAUUAGAGGUCCUGGAGAAGGAAACUUGUGUUUUAAAGCGCCCUGGCCUUCGCUAUGCCGUACAGUGUUGGGAGAUAGCUUACGUUAUGAAUCUACGUACUUUGCACCAUACCCUGGUUACUUCUUCACGGGUGACGGAGCAAGACGUGAUGAGGAUGGGUACAUUUGGAUAACAGGCAGAGUUGACGACUUAAUAAAUGUUUCGGGACACCUGCUGUCCACAGCCGAAAUAGAGUCUGCGUUAGCUCUAGAUGAUGAUGUGGUUGAAGUCGCUGUAGUCGCUGCCCCACAUGACAUCAAGGGAAGUUUCCCGUAUGCCUUUGUCCGACUACGAGAUGGCAAAAGACUCACCGAAGAGAAAGUUGUCGCGCUGAAGACUCUUGUGCGCAAAAAAAUAAGUCCAAUCGCUGUUCCAGAUGUUAUUCAAAGUGUACCUGGGCUACCAAAAACACGCUCUGGUAAAACUCCACGCAGAAUUUUACGUAAAGUUGCCGAAGGAGAUGUAGGUGCAGAUCUAGGAGAUACUUCAACAUUAAUAAAUCCGAAAAUUAUUCGUUCGCUGUGGGACUCACGCAGAAGCUGCAAAUCUGGUUGA